Molecule: messenger RNA, 423 nt
Organism: Paramuricea clavata
Lineage: Eukaryota; Metazoa; Cnidaria; Anthozoa; Malacalcyonacea; Plexauridae
Source: the annotation of a GenBank genome assembly
AUGAAAAACUUUGAUGACAAAAAAUUUGUUGAAGAUUUACUUAAUCAGCAUUGGGAAUAUGUAUACUUCUUCGCUGAUAAUCCAAACACUAUGUGGGUGAUUUGGAAGAAAUUGUUUGAGGAAGUACUAAAUAAGCAUGCACCCAUUCAACAAAAAAAGAUCAGAUCAAAAAAAGUCCCUUGGAUUACUAGUGAAAUCAAAAAGCUUAUAAAUAAGAGGGAUAGAUCUAAGAGAAAAGCCAUUAUUAAAAACCUUGAAGCAGAUUGGUUAGUGUAUAAACAAACCAGAAAUAAAGUAAAUAUAGAAAUGAAAAAAGCCAAAAAGGAUUAUUACUCCAAGAGGAUUGCUGGUCAAAAGCAAAAUCCAAAGGAGGCUUGGAAAACAAUAAACAACUUACUAGGCAGACAAAACAAACCAACAAAA